Wasmannia auropunctata (little fire ant) is the source of this 508-nucleotide messenger RNA. RefSeq lists its product as uncharacterized. The transcript is spliced from 6 exons. The record is from RefSeq and is a predicted model, not a curated record. The coding region runs from base 119 to 445 and encodes 108 amino acids. NCBI's taxonomy places the organism in Eukaryota, Metazoa, Arthropoda, Insecta, Hymenoptera, Formicidae.
UAUAUAGUUCAUGCAACCAUAUAACAAACGAUAUUUUUUCAUUGAGUGUCUGGGUCAGCAGUCUUCUUAGGAUAUAUCAGAAGAAGAUCAAAAAAAGACCAGGAAACAAUUCCUUAAAAUGGCUUCCUUGAAAUACAUUCUUGUAUUUGCAUUAUUAAUGAUGAUGUGGACGCAUACUUAUGCUGCAUACUUUGCGCAUAUGCGUGAGCGCCAGGAGAAGACAAUUCGUAAAGCUCCAGAAGAUGGUCAAAGGAAAGGUCGAUCUGCGGAAUCAGAUGAAUAUAUUGCAUACGGUGAAAGGAAGGGUCGAUCGGCGGAACCUGCAGAUGCAGGAUACGGUAUUACUUACGGUGAAAGGAAGGGUCGAUCUGCGGAAUCAGGUGCAGGAUAUGGUGCACAAGGUACACAUGAUCUUUUGUUUCCUAGAUAUAAGUUAUACAGUUGAAAGAAAAAGUACUAGUUAUGCGCACGUAUUUUCAAUAUGAUUGUUUUGGUAUGUCUCUUCAAU